AUGGUAUUUGAGAUGGUUUUACAAAAUAUUAUAUUUCAAUAUGUAAAUCUGAUAUCGAGAAGCUUCAAAAGAUCGUAUUUAAAGUGGCAAAAAGUAGUGCAAACUCCACAUACUUUGGCUUCCUAUGGGUACUUUCAGUUGUUGAAAGUCUGUCUAGACAAUAUGAAGAUUGAAGACUCACUUUGUUUUAAUUUGAAACCGUUGGAGGGUGCAAUCAGUUGUGGCAACUUGGAGAUGUUUGAAUAUCUAUUGGAUCACUACCGAGUGGAGCAAAGACUGUCGAUAAUCAACAUCAGCAAAACCAUACUCUUUGACCUAUUGGCACAUGCAGCAAAGUAUGGCAGAAUCGAUAUAGCAAUGCUUUUGUUCAAGCGGUUCAGUGAGCAUCGAUGGAUUGUAAGAGGAGCUUUAAUCAAAGCACCAAAGUCAGGUGAUUUCAAACUGUUUAAAUUCCUAUUGGAGCAAUACGAUAGACAUGAAAAAGCACCGGCCUAUGCCAAAGUAUUCGAUAGCGUGGCGAAAUACGGCCGUCUGGAAAUGUUAGAGUGGUUGUUCAGUCAAUAUCCCGAUGGUCAUAACGGUUCGAAUAUGUUUGUUUAUGCAAUAGAGAAUGGACACACUCAUAUCGUUGAAUACCUGUUGGAGAAUCACAGAUAUCUAUUUCAACCGAAAAAAGAACACUACUUGAAAGCGGCAGCAUCAUCCAAGAGUAUUGGUGCAUUGGAUUUAUUCAUUCGACUUUACCGACUGGGAUGUCAGUGUUCGAUCAACGUGAUUGAUACUGCUGCAGCCAGUGGAAAUCUCGAAAUCAUAAAAUGGAUACACUCAAACACAACUAUUCCAUUUCAUAGAUCAACAAUGAAUACUGCUGGUCGUUUAUCACAAUUCGAAGUUCUCAAGUGGCUACAUGAGAAUAGAACUGAAGGUUGCUCUGAGAAUCUAAUAGAUCUGGUGGUUAUAAAGAAUGAUCUUCAGCUUAUUAAAUAUUUACAUCAUAAUCGAUCUGGAAGUUGUACAGUCAAAGCAAUGAACAGAUCACUAAAACUUGGACACCUACAAACGGCGAUAUGGCUUUAUGAAAAUCGAACUGAACGAUUUACACCUGGAAUCAUCAAGAAAGUUGUACUGAAUGGAGAGUUGAAUUCUAUUAGAUGGUUGGAAGAGAACACAGAGGAGCGAUGCACUGACUAUUCAUUGGAGGUAUCAGUAAAACUCGGGUUUCUUGAUGUUGUCAAAUAUCUCCACGAAAGAAAUGGUUCGAACAAUCGAUACAGCUUCUCUACUAAAACAAUGGAUUUGGCUAUAAGAGGCGAUUACUUAAAUAUCGUCGAAUGGUUAAAUGAAAACAGAACGGAGUGUUGCUCCGAAACUGCCAUCACCGAUGCUCUACAGUAUUGUCUCGAUGGUUCAGCAGUUAUACGAUGGUUAUUCGUUAAUCAAACAAAGUCAACUAUUCCAUCGACUGACGUCGAAAAGCUUGUCAAAUUCCUUAUCACUCUGAAUCGUCAUAGAAAUCUACAUUGGUUGUUAGAGAAUAUAGAUGUUUCAGUCGAGCAACUCAUUCAAUAUCAGAAUUCAAUUGGAAAAGGUACAUCAUUUGAAUCAAAUGAAAUAAUCAAAUAUCAUAUUGCAAAAAAAAUAUAA
This is a messenger RNA of Heterostelium album PN500, 1644 nucleotides long. RefSeq lists its product as uncharacterized. Gene Ontology annotation, molecular function: protein binding. The transcript has 2 exons. NCBI's taxonomy places the organism in Eukaryota, Evosea, Eumycetozoa, Acytosteliales, Acytosteliaceae. The record is from RefSeq and is a predicted model, not a curated record. Bases 1 to 1644 code for a protein of 547 amino acids.